CAAGAAAAAGAGAAAAAAAAAAAAGGGAAAUGAAGAAUCUUUGUCACAAAUUGGAUGUAAGAGGUAGUAGGUUUCAAGCUUUAUCAAAACCCAGUUGGGAAGUUUUGUUUCCUCGUAGGUUGUGGUUGCGAACAUGGACAUCAUGGGAUAGGAAGAAGGAGGAGAAGUUGAAGUUGAAGUUGAAGUUGAAGUUGAAGGUGCAGUGCAGCGACGGUGAGAAAGUAGGGUGGGUUGAAUCUGCCACCAAAAGUGCUUUUGAGUUUGGCGUUUCGGCUGCUCUUUUGUUCUCUGUCUUCGGACAAUCGCCUCUCGCUCUCGCUGAGUCCCUCACCGUUGCUUUCCCUGUUUCACGGGCACCUGAGGUAAAUGCAGUUCAAAGAACUCUAGUGGAAGCAUGGGGUCUAAUUCGAGAAACAUUUGUUGAUCCUACAUUUAAUCACCAAGAUUGGGAUUUGAAGUUGCAGCAAACCAUGGUGGAAAUGUUUCCCCUGAACUCAGCAGAUGCAGCAUACACAAAAAUCAGUGGAAUGCUUUCUACCCUUGGAGAUCCUUUCACUCGAAUUAUCAGUCCAAAGGAAUACCAAGGGUUUAGAAUUGGAAGUGAUGGGAACUUACAAGGAGUGGGCCUCUUCAUAAAUGUUGAACCAAGGACAGGACAUUUGGUUGUCUUGUCAUGCAUAGAUGGUAGUCCAGCUGCUCGUGCUGGUAUACAUCAAGGAGAUGAAUUGGUUGAAAUAAACGGGGAGAAGCUUGAUGGCAUUGAUAGUGAAACUGCAGCACAAAGGCUAAGAGGGAAUGCUGGAACAACUGUUACAGUAAAGGUCAAAGACUCUGGGACUGACUCUUGUAUCCGAGAGGUCAAACUUCCAAGGGAGCAUAUCAAGCUCUCUCCUUUAUCAAGUGCUAUUAUCCCUCAUAGAUCCCCAGAUGGGCAUCUCACAAAAACUGGCUAUGUGAAAUUGUCAGCCUUCUCUCAGACUGCUGCUGAAGACAUGAAGAAUGCUAUUCAGGAAAUGGAAAAUCAAGGAGUACACUCAUACAUACUAGACCUAAGGAACAAUCCUGGUGGUUUGGUAAAAGCUGGCCUUGAUGUUGCACAGAUGUGGUUAGAUGGAGAUGAGACUCUAGUCAACACAAUUGAUAGAAACGGGAACAUGUUACCCAUUAAUAUGGUCGAUGGACAUGCUAUAACACAUGAUCCACUUGUGGUGAUUGUCAAUGAGGGAAGUGCAAGUGCCAGCGAGAUUUUAGCUGGGGCAUUACAUGACAAUGGUCGAGCUAUUCUUGUGGGGCACAAAACAUUUGGUAAAGGGAAGAUUCAGAAAGGAGCAAUUGUAGAGACCAAAAAACAAAAGAGAAAGAGUGUGACUGAGCUUCAUGAUGGGUCAGCCCUCUUUGUUACAGUAGCAAAGUAUCUAUCACCAGCUCUUCAUGACAUUGAUCAGGUUGGAAUAACACCAGAUGUUCAGUGCACCACAGAAAUGCUCAAUCCAGCCAAGGAACUUUCAACCAAAGACAAGACCUCACUCUCAUCAUUGGAAGCAGAUUCUUGCAUCAUGGUAGCAGAACAUGAGUUGGAUAUGAAGGAGUCCAAAGGCACUGCUUCUUGAACAUUGCAGUGCUCUUUAUCAUCACAUUUUCUUUCAAUGUUUAUAACAGUUGAAAGGAAGGUUGUUGCUGUGUCAGCCAAUAGCAUCAAUUUGUACAAUGUUACAUUGUGAUCACUAACUACUAUCAGUACAAAAAAUAGAGAAACAGAUUGUAUAUAUCAUUCAAUAGAAUAAUAGAAAAUUUACCUCCUUGUUGAAGCAUAACUGGCAACAUUCCAUGCAUUACAUGAUCUUAUAAA
Messenger RNA from Abrus precatorius (Indian licorice), 1849 nucleotides. Its product is annotated as carboxyl-terminal-processing peptidase 3, chloroplastic. NCBI's taxonomy places the organism in Eukaryota, Viridiplantae, Streptophyta, Magnoliopsida, Fabales, Fabaceae. Gene Ontology annotation, biological process: proteolysis. The transcript has 13 exons. The coding region runs from base 30 to 1610 and encodes 526 amino acids. Gene Ontology annotation, molecular function: endopeptidase activity; serine-type peptidase activity; protein binding. The record is from RefSeq and is a predicted model, not a curated record.